UUAUGCAUUAUGCCUAUUAUAUAUUGUAUAACUAUAUACAAUAUUAUUUCUGAAUGAAUACAUUUUUCUGUAACAAAUACUAGCAAGUAUUACAUAUAAUUCUAACAUGAUUACAUUCCACACAUGAUUUGCGCUUCAUAAUCAGCAAUCAGCAUAUUCUUCAAUCUCACCUUACUCCUAUAAUUUAUUGCACGUAUUAUAUUACCAGAACCUGGCCAUUUGUGUUGCGUGCUUUUUAGCUUUUGUUCUUGGUCAAGCCAAUAGCCAAUAAUUAAGCUAACUUUACAUGAUGCAUCUUUUUAAUAGUGGCACCAAGAAGAAGACAUCAUGAUCAGAUCCUUAAUUGCACGAUUUUCGGCUAUCAAAUUGCUAUAAAUCGUGAAGGAAAAAAAAGGGCAGUCGGUGCACUAAAGCUCCUGCUAUGCACAGGGUUCUGGAAAGGGCUCCAUAACAAAGGUGUAUUGUAUGCAGUUUAUCUUGCAUUUUCUGCUAGAAGUUGUUUCCAAGGCUUGAAUCCGUGACCUCUUGGUCACAUCACAGCAACUUCACUAGUUACUCCAAGGCUAUAAAUGGUGAAGAAGAACUGAAUAUUAACAGCAAAUGUUAUCACUCUUUUUAACUAGUCCUGUAUACCAUUGACAUAGCACAAAAUGAGCAUCAGCCACUUUCUUCAAUAUAAAUUGGCUUUCGCUGCUCUACUCCUUUUCUUGAACCUGCCGGAACUUUUAGGAAUUCAAGCGAAUGCUGAAAGCAAAGUUCAUAUCGUUUACAUGGGAAGAAGGCAACACGAUGAUGUUGAACUCGCGACAUCAGCUCACCACCAAAUACUUACUUCAGUACUUGGAAGUCAAGAAGCUGCGAGAGAUUCAAUCAUCUACAGUUACAAACAUGGUUUCUCCGGCUUUGCAGCCAUGUUAACAAAACCUCAAGCCAAAAGGAUUGCAGAGUUACCUGAUGUGGUCCAUGUGGUUCCUAAUCAUUUGUACAAAUUGCACACAACAAGAAGUUGGGACCUUGGCCUGUCCACAUCUUCUCCUCCAACAAACCUCCUUCAUCAAGCCAACAUGGGAGAUGGCGUCAUCAUUGGUGUCCUUGAUACAGGAAUCUGGCCAGAAAGUGAAGCAUUCAAUGACAAAGGCCUGGGGCCAAUCCCUUCAAGAUGGAAGGGCCAUUGUCAGUCUGGUACAAAAUACGAUCCAGCUAAGGCAUGUAACAGGAAACUAAUUGGAGCAAAGUACUUUUUAAAGGGAUUUGAAACAGAACUUGGACGGCCAGCAAUCAAGGAUCCUGAUUUUCUAAAUUAUGAGCUAGCGUCCCCAAGAGAUAGAGAUGGGCAUGGCACGCACACAUCAAGCACUGCUGGUGGCUCAUUUGCACCAAAUGCAAGUUACUAUGGACUUGCUUAUGGUACAGUUAGGGGUGGUGCACCCAAGGCUCGGAUUGCUAUGUACAAGGUGUGCUGGAAUUGGCUCCAAGGGGGAUGUGCCUUUUCUGAUAUAAUGAUGGCUAUAGAUGAGGCAAUUCAUGAUGGAGUUGAUAUUUUAUCUCUAUCCAUUGGCUCAGAAAUACCUCAUUACGCUGAUGUUGAUAUGCGCAAUGGCAUUGCUUUGGCAUCCUUCCAUGCCGUUUUAAAGGGAAUUACAGUUGUUUGUUCGGGAGGAAACGAAGGACCAUAUCCUCAAACUGUAGAGAAUACAUCACCAUGGAUCCUUACGGUGGCAGCUUCUAGUAUUGAUAGGUCCUUUCCCACACUCAUUACAUUAGGGAACAACUGGACUUUUGCUGGUCAAUCACUUUAUACCGGAAAGGAGACUGGUUUUAUCAGCAUCGCACAUCCAGAAAGCUCCGAUCUUAAAGAUAAACGCUUUUGCGACAACUUGAAUACAAAUGAUACGUGGGCGGCUGGAAAAGUAGUGCUUUGCUUCCUUGGUAAAGGGGAUGAAUUAGAUUUGCCAUCAACUAGACAAGUCGUCCAGUAUGUUGGAGGCUUGGGAUUGAUUGUUGCUAAGAACCCAACCAGAACCCUGUAUUAUUUCGCGUCCGACUUUCCUAGUAUAGGAGUAAGUAUUGACGUUGGAGCUCAAUUACUCGAUUACAUCAGAUAUUCCAGAAAACCACAAGUAAAGCUAAGUCCUACCCAAACUCAUGUUGGGAAACCUGUUUCAACACAUAUUGCGUCCUUCUCAUCCCGAGGUCCCAAUUCUGUUGCCCCUGCCAUACUUAAGCCAGAUAUAGCAGCUCCAGGAGUCGAUAUAUUAGCUGCUAUUCCUGCAUCAGAAACUUCAUACGAAUUUGAAUCAGGAACGUCCAUGGCAGCACCUCACGUGUCUGGCAUUGUCGCCUUACUCAAGUCCCUACACCCACAUUGGUCUCCAGCUGCUAUAAAGUCUGCACUCGUUACAACAGCAUGGCCAACGGACCCUCAUUCUGGGGAACCAAUUGUAGCUGAGGGAAAUCCAAACAAGAUUGCUGAUCCAUUUGAUUUUGGAGGUGGAGUCGUGAACGCAAAUGGUGCAAAAGAUCCCGGCCUAGUCUAUGACAUGGGAACAUUUGACUACAUUCUUUAUUUGUGCUCAAUGGGCUAUAACAAUAGUGCCAUCAGUGUGCUCAUUGAUCAAGCUGCAUCUUGUCCAAUCAAGAGGCCUUCAAUUCUUGAUGUCAAUCUUCCUUCUUUAACAGUACCAAGUCUCAGGAGAACAGUUACUAUAAGAAGAACAGUCACCAACGUAGGACCAGUGAACUCCAAAUAUAAGGCCAUCAUUGAGCCUCCACAGGGCAUUACCAUAAAAGUAAAGCCUGAGACUUUGAUAUUCAACUCCAAGACCAAGAAAAUCUCAUUCACUCUCACCAUUUCAACCACUCACAAAUACACCACGGACUAUUAUUUCGGGAGUUUAAUUUGGACUGACGGAGUGCACGGGGCAAGAAUCCCUAUAUCUGUGAGAACUGAGUUUCCAGAACUUGUUGGCUAGAGGAAAGGAUACAUGUAAGAGUUUGUUAAUUUAAUUCAACGCACUAGCUUAAUCUAAGUAUGUACCAUUGACUGACGUUCUCUGCAAGAUAAAUCUUUUUAUCUUCCCUUUAC
Molecule: messenger RNA, 3085 nt
Organism: Capsicum annuum
Lineage: Eukaryota; Viridiplantae; Streptophyta; Magnoliopsida; Solanales; Solanaceae
Product: subtilisin-like protease SBT3.4
Biological process (GO): proteolysis
Molecular function (GO): serine-type endopeptidase activity
Source: RefSeq, a predicted model, not a curated record